GAGUCGUGAUGAAGCGACGGGCGCGCGCACAGCUUUCUCACACAGCAGCUGAAUAACAAACGGACCUCGUGUUGAGCUUCAGCUUAUUUUUACUGGGAGUCGAAGCGAGCUAGUAAACAUUUAAAAUCGUGUAGUUAUUACGCGGCGUUUGUUGGAAUUGAACAACUUUCUGUGACACUGGAUAUUGUAGCCGUUAGUUGUGGAUGUUUAGGGCACGAGGACGAAAAGGACUCUGAGGUAAAACUAACGGAUUUCUCUCACUCGCGCUCUCAGAUAAUUAUCACCGUGUUCCUUUACAUUAAACACCGACUACGAAUAUAUCUUCUGCAAACUAAGUUAUUUUAUUAACAUGACACUUAAUCAGACUGCAUACAGAGAUUAUAUUCGAAAGUAUCUGAGCUACGAGCUCCAGAAAACGAGAUUUUGGGAGUUGCUAGCUAAAGUUAGCUAAAUGUCCCGGGACAGUUGUGAGUGUUCACACCAGGUACCUUACUUCAAAAGGUGAUGGCCUCUCUGGUGCAGCUGUUCAUAGACACGCCUCAUCUGGAAGACGUUUAGAACUCUGACGACAACCACACACACACUUUGGACACCACAACACACUAGUGCUUAGCUAUGUACAGCGUGGAGGACCUUCUUAUCUCUCAUGGAUACAAAAUCAGCAGCAACAACAAUGUUCCUCCAUCGCACUCAUCCUCGUCCCAGGAACAACGGCCGCCGACACGCAGCAGCAGUCGGUGUGAAAUCACAGACAAGCGGACAGGACAUGGCUCCGUGAAUGGCUACAAAACAGACUGUGUUUAUGGUGGUGGUGUGAAUCAGACAUCAUCUCGGGGUGUCCCCAGUGACACAGAGAUCAGAGACAAGAACCAAAGGACAGAGGGGGACAAUGCUAACCUAGUAGAUGGACACUCGCCAAGAGGCACCUUGACCAGCGACAGCGGAUUCCAUGAUGCCCACAGAGAGAUUUACACUCAUCUAAGGCCAGAGUCUGAAGUGUCUUACUGGCGGAGACGAGGUCAAGACUUCAACAUGCUCCUGGACUAUGUGGACAUCAGAGAGCCGCAGGGUAAACAAUUAGGUGGUCAACAUAAAGCAGAGGGCAUGCAGCGAAGACCAGAAUCAGCAUUAACCACUGAAGAGCAUCGUCGUGAGAGACAACGCAGGGCAGACAGUGCGCGUGCCAGGGAGCGUGAACUGGCCCUCUACCAGUGGAAAAUGGCAGCAGAGAGGAAGUACCAGAGUCUGGGAACAGAAGAGUGGCGUCCAGCUGUAGGUAUCGGUCGACAUAUGUCUGAAAGUGAAGGUGAAAGAUGGGCAAAGGAGCAGAGGCAGCCACGAACAGCAGAGGGUGCUGUUCCUCCCAGGACCAAAGCCAAAUCUCAGUCCUUACCCAGAAUGGCCAUGCCCUCAGACAGCAUCCAGUACUUAAGCAUGUCAUCCUCUGUCCAGGACCCUGGUGGAAACUAUAGAAUUAAUGGGCACCAGUCACGAGUACCUCAAGGUCGCAAUCUCAGUGAAGGGGAAAGUAGGGAGCGAUGGGUUGACAAUAGUCGGUCAGGUGUACAGUCUGCACCCCCAUCAAAACCUCGUUUUAGCCGACCUCUUAGACCUCCAUCAUAUGAGGUUCACCAGCAGAUGCGUGGAAGCUCAGAAAUGCUCUCUGGUGAUUUUGUGCCUCACCCAAGAGACAGAACUCCACUGCCUUUUUCCAGACAGGAUUACUUUUCACAGGAACUUGGUGGGUCGGGCAUGGAGCCCCCGGGUUACAUUCCUCCACCAUCAUAUAGGAGGCAGCCUGUCAUCAGGGGAGGGCACAGGACUUAUGCCAAUUCCAUGGGGAACUACCAGUACAGGGGGGACCCAUAUAUGCAAGGGCCUGCAAUGGCCGAGGUCCAGGAGUGGUUCAUGAGACAGACAGGAGUGGCCUGGCCUGACAAUUACAGGGAUGGGAGAAGAAGUAUGCCCUGUAGGAGACAGGCAUAUCCUGGUUAUGUAGAAGAGCACAUGGGGAAUAUUCAGUAUAUACCCUUUGAUGACCCACGAGUCAGACAUAUUUCAGGAGGGAAAAUAGAUGGGAACUCACUGACAGAUGCUGACAAAAUCAGGAAUAUCAGAAAAGAUAUCCCUAUCACCUCUUCAUCUGAGAAAUCUCCUGAAGACAGUGCCUUUCUGCUCUCAGGAAAAUCAUUCAGCAGCACAGAAGCAAGUAACAGCAAUAUAAGUGACUGUGUCAAUGAAGCAGUCAUACAUAAGGAGGUUUCAGGAGAGGUGAUCAACUCAAAAUCAACAAAUGAUGAAAACUCCAAUAGUUUCCCAGCCAGCCCUGACUAUUCAAGUAUCUUCCAAACAACAUCAUCACAACAGAAACCUAGCAUAAAUCAUCGAUUAUGUAAGACAGUAACCCAAGUAAAGACAUUUGAAGCACAAACAGCAGCUGAAAACAAGAAAAACAAGAAGAAAGUUAAAGAGACUAUGUUCUGUUUAGUGUCAGUCCCAGUAAACAUGGCAGUCAACAAGGAAGCUACUGAUCCAAAUAACAAUGAGAAAGUGUCGAGCUUAAUAGUAGCACCUUUAGAAAAUUCAGUCACCCAGCAUUGUAACAAAGAUAUGCCAAAGAUUGCAAAUAGCAAUGUUCAAUUAAUACAAUCCAGCAGCUCCCUGAACACAAAAAGGACCAAAAAGGCUCCACUUCGAAAAGAGGCCAUAGAUAUUUGGUCUCUCCAAGCAAGUGCUGAUAAAGAAUUGUGCUAUGCAGGAUCCUGGCCAGGAGACCAAUAUAAAAAUCAGGAGACUCAGACAGGUUCUCUUGAGGGAUCAAGAAAUACUAAUGCACAAACUACUCAAACCCAGGUUACAUGCGACCCUCCAUUGUCCACAGACAGUGGGACGGCUACAGAAUGCAGUGUCAACUACAAGUGUCCCAUAAAAGUCCAAAGGAAUUUCAACCUUUCCAGUAACAGUGCAUUCUACCAAACACAAACAGCUAGCAGCUCAAGUAUAAAAAGCCCAGAUCAAGUCAUAACGACGCCUUCGCCACCAUCUCCUGAUCGGCAGCCUCCACUGGGAAAGAAUGCGUCCAAACGUCAUGCGUUAAAUGGCCAAGAGGCCUUUGGCCAAUUCUUGUUAAAACCUGUGAACAGGCGACCAUGGGAUGCUAUUGGGGAACUUGAAUCUUUUAACAAGGAGCUGCAAGAUCUAAAUGCCAAACAACAAACCACUGAUCAAACUAUAGAGGACCUAGAUGAGGCACUGAGGAACAUUUUAGAGGUAGACAACAUGGGCACAGAGUUCAUUAGACCUGAGUUGGCUACACACAGGAUUAGGUCAGAGUUGGCUAUGCAUUCUUUACAGCAACAUAAAGAAAUAAAUCCAGAACAACAGCUAAAGAAUGAGAACUUAGAUUUCAGGUCAGAUUUAGAGCACAGAGUCGUAACUCAUACAGGUAAAGAUUUCAGGGAAGUGGGAAGUGCCUUCUCUUUACCGUCUGGGAGGAUUGUAAAUCCUUACAUAUCACCAAGACAAGAGAUGGACGGUGGGUUUGAGAAUUAUGAGGUAUUGAGUAUGAUACAGGAUGACCCGAAGUCGAACAGGAUGGAUAUUCCAGUGCCAAAGGAAUCAUUACUGAAAGAUGUUGGACUUACAGUGUACACAGCGGUCCCAGACUCAGUGAAACUGGGAUCACCUGUACUUUUAAGCCCUGAAUCUCCAAUGCUAACUAGUCCCUCUGACAACUCAGAAACAUGUGAGGUUUUACAGAUCACAUCUUCAGAUAGUGGAGGAGAUCAAAAUGCAAACAGCCCUGAUUUGAGCACAAAUCAUAAGUGUUCAAACAGUAAUAUAAUCUUUGCUAUUAAACCUGAUCAUAAGAAAGUGUCAGAGAGCAGCAAAGUUAACACUGGCUCAGAAAGGUCACCUCGUAGUCAUGGUGUCAGAAGACAGCAUUUCACAUUUUUGGCAAACUACGAUAAUGCUGAUUAUGAUGACGAUCCAUAUCUGAGCAAUGAAAAAACAAUAGCAGAUGAACAUCUGGAGGCUCUUCUGAGUCAAGAGAAAGCCAAUAGCAUGGCAUCAGAAGAUCUUAGUAAUCUGUAUCAAAUUCAGUGUGCCAAAGUAAUCCCUGUGCACGAGUCAAUUGAACAAAGGGCAGCCAGGAUACUGGGCAUUGCUGUACCAGCUGAAGCCUUGGUUAUCAGUCAAGACUGUUGCAAGCAGGAUCAAGAAAAUGAGCACCAUGAUAAAGAGAGCAUGGAAAAGGCUGAAUUAGUUAUGCAAACCAAGACAAUAAGGCCAAAUGAAGAAACCCAGAAUGUGAGUAGAGAGUAUAAGCAAGUGAUAGAGACAACAGUCCAUACCCACAUACGUCUGAUGGAGAAUGAUCCUGUCAUUGGGCAAGACCAUGACUCUACAGAAGCUAAGUUCUGUAAGGAUAGUCAUUCUUCUUUAGUGUUAGAUUUACCCGAGUUUCCACCCAAUAACCUGCGUUUAUCACUGCCUGUGACUGAAGAUGAGGAUCUGAUUUUAAGUGUGUGUGGUGGUGAGAAAAAGGUUCCGCCUGCUGCAGACAUGUGUGAAGGCCAACCGGACAAGUCCAUCGUAUAUCACCCAUCUUCUGUGUGCAGAAAUGAAGAAAUGUCUGCAGAGCGCAUUAAUCCUGCCGUGGAGGAUGAGUCAAUGUCAUGUGUCAGCGGUUUCAAAAAAGAAAUCCAGAAAGGGAGGGGAGAAGAGGAAAUAGGAAAGGAAGAAACCGAAAAUAGAGUUCAAGAGGACAAAGUACUAGAAGGAGUAGAGGACCAAUUUGUGUCGAAUGAAAUGAGAGUAAAUGCUGAGUGGCAAGCUGCUUUUGAGAAAAAGAUAGAUGAGGAUAUUGAUAGAACUAGGGAUGAGGAGGAAGAGACAAAAGAAGAAAUAGUGGAAACAAUAAUAAAGUCACCACAGUCCAUGGGUUGCUUAUCCCCAGUCUCUCAGUCACGCAGUGCAACAGUGGUCAAGAGAGAAAUCACACUUCCGGACACCUUUAGCAUGGCCGCUGAUUCAGAUUCACUUGAGGAUGAUGAGAUUCACUCUGUUUCAGACUCUUAUGAUCCCAGUCGAGUUGAGACGGUGUAAACUUGGGACAUCAGCAUAGCAUCUCAGACUGCCCACACUGUCCUGUCCUGUCACUGUGACCUGGCUGGGAAAUCAGUCAAUUCUUUUCAUUUUCUUAUUAACUUCAUUUUUGUUGUUGUUGUUCUAAACAAAAACUGGCAGCACACUUUCUCAUGUUAUGCAUCUUUUUUACUACUUAUUUUUUUAAUAAAAUGAGAAUGAUUCUGUGCAUUGCAUACUAAGUUGUUGAGAAGAAUAUAACCUGAAAUUAAUGAGUUACAUUUACAGGCUGUAAAUAGUUUUAUCUGCACCAGCACAGAUAUAGAGCAAGUAAAAUAAAAUAUAUAACAUGCCAGCUUAGACAUCAUCUCCUGCAAUAUAGCCAGUUACAGAGAAGUCAGUGCUUAAUUCUAUUAGCAGAAGAAAAAAAAAUAUAUUAACUGAAACUGAAAGGUUUGGUUAUAAGUCUUCCAUUGUAAAAAAAAAUAAAAGUAUGAGUGUAUAUUUAAUCUGUUUCAUCUAUUAUCACCCUACAGCAAUAGAUUUUAUCAAAGAGCACAACUAAAUGUUGUAUUUUGACAGCAGACAUAUUCAUAUCACGUAUAUGCCCAUGUAGCUGUUAUUAGAAACUUUGUCAAGAUUUUUCAAGCACAUAAUAGCAUUCAGUUUACUCUUGUUUUCAAUAUCAUAUACAAAACAUGAGCUUGUAAUUAUCAUUAACUAGCAGAAAAUAUUAUAUCAUGUCAAAGAUGCAAAAACUUAAGAAAUGCGUAUUUAUUUUUUAGCCAGCUAUCCUCAGACUGUACAAAAAGAAAAUGCAACAUAAAAUGACUUGACAUUUAAUCGUGCAAUUCUAUUCACUUGAUUACAAUCACUUUGCAAAUGUCACGUGUGUAAUUUCCUGCAGAGUCUGUGCAGUAAACCAGCUUUCAGAUGAUAGUGUGCCUUUGGAAACAGAAAUGUCAAAAUGUAUUGUGUGUCGUUUGUAUAUUUCAUAUGUCACUACAUCUUGCUUGACAUGUUAAGAGUAUUUUGUUAUUAUUUACUGUCUUGCAUGCUCAAUGUAGUCUUCACCUGAAGUUCUCUUAUUAGAGCACCAUCAGUAUUAGUAAUUCAUUUAACACUGUUAUAUGUUAUAUGUGAGGAACAUGAGCAACAGCUACAUGACAACUUCAAUAUGAUACAUCACACGGUCAUACACUUUAAAGAGAUUUGGUCCGCUCAGGCCACGAUCUAUAGAUGACUGGGGAGAAAAGAGUCAGAUGUACAUUUAACAGUAAGUGGCCAAUGUCAUCAGUGUUUAGGUUUAGAAUAUAAGUGACUAUGGUGUUGCUAAAAUAUGUUUCUUUUAAUAAUGCUCUCUAUUUUUCGUACAGAACAUGUGUGUAUUUGUGUAUGUGUUCUUGUGUAAGUCAUUGUUGUUGUGUGUUGAUUAAUUAUUCUGUGUCAGCAUGAGAUAAUUAGUGUAUCAUGGGGAAAACUGGGGUUUAGGGUUUUGCAUCUUAUUGCAUUUGGUACUAUAUAAUAAAAAUCAUUAUAUUUCAAA
Molecule: messenger RNA, 6634 nt
Organism: Tachysurus vachellii
Lineage: Eukaryota; Metazoa; Chordata; Actinopteri; Siluriformes; Bagridae
Gene: jcada
Product: junctional cadherin 5 associated a
Exons: 4
Coding region: 616-5109 (1497 amino acids)
Biological process (GO): positive regulation of blood vessel endothelial cell proliferation involved in sprouting angiogenesis
Cellular component (GO): ruffle membrane; adherens junction
Source: RefSeq, a predicted model, not a curated record